Eutrema salsugineum is the source of this 954-nucleotide messenger RNA. RefSeq lists its product as uncharacterized. Gene Ontology annotation, cellular component: CCR4-NOT complex. The coding region runs from base 1 to 954 and encodes 317 amino acids. The record is from RefSeq and is a predicted model, not a curated record. Gene Ontology annotation, molecular function: ubiquitin-protein transferase activity. The transcript is spliced from 4 exons. NCBI's taxonomy places the organism in Eukaryota, Viridiplantae, Streptophyta, Magnoliopsida, Brassicales, Brassicaceae. Gene Ontology annotation, biological process: protein ubiquitination.
AUGGUUGCUGAUUCGAUCACAGACUCUGAACUAUCUCAUGGCUCUCCGAUUUCUAGAGAUUUCGCCAUGAAACGGAAGGCUAAUUGGUUCUGGAAAUUGAAGCAGUGGAAGAUUGAUGCUCGUCGCAGGCAAUGGAUUUAUCAAUGGAAGAGAGCAAAUGCAGGCGAAGAGGAAAAUGGCUCUAGACUGAGAUCUUUGCGAGACAAACUGACUGAUAGAAAAAAAGCCAGCGACAGAAUUAUCACUGGUAAAGCUUGGAGCAUUGAUCAUGGAGAAAGAAGCUACGAGUUCACCAAAUGCGAUCAUGAUAAUAACGAUGAUGAUCUUUCUUCUAGUAGCCCCACGAGUGUCCUCAAGAACAAAGAUUCACAUAGCAGUAAGAGCGGGGACGACUGCUUCUGUUGCUCUAAUCAGAUCAUAGAGGGAGAGGAAGAAGCUUUUGAUGAUGCUUAUGAAAACUGGGACGAUUUUAGCGAUGCGUUAAACUUCUUUGAUGAGAACGAAGACAACAGAGUUCCUUUACGUGAGCCAGAAGAUCAAAAAGCAGAUCAGAAUCCAAACACAAGCCAGAGGAACGAGUCUUCUUCUCCUGAAAAGCUCUCUCAUAAAGACAAGCGCAGUGAAAAAUCUUCAUCACUCGGAAACAAAAGCAGGGGAAAGAAAAACAAGUCUGGUCAGCAGAAAGAAUGUGGUGAUGAGAUAAGUGAAUGUCCUAUUUGCUCUGAAGACAUGGAUGCAACGGAUCUAAGUUUCUUACCAUGUCCUUGUGGGUUUCGGCUAUGUCUCUUCUGCCAUAAUAAGAUCAAUGAGGACGUUGGACGUUGCCCAGCUUGCAGGAACCAGUAUGAUCAUCAGACAAGUAGUAGUAGUAGUAGUGGAGAAGUAAGUUUCCUGCAACGUGGUCGUGGCACAGUUCGCUUGUCUCCAUCGUUUAAAGGUCUUGACAGAGCUUAA